CAUGAGUGCCGCGUGCGGAGACGCCAAGUUCAGUCUGAAGCCCGGGCCCGGGAUCCCCCUUCCCCAAAACUGCCCGAGCUAAAACACCAGCUCCUGGAGCGGCAGGCGGGCUGGAGCCUCGGCUCGCACAGGCCUUGUCUACACGAGACAGCCGGAGCGGUGUCAGGGGAGCGGGGGCAGGUGUGGCUGGCGGGUUACAUCCAGCCAGGGGACUCAGGGCGCCUUGGUCCCAGGAUCUGGGCUGGGGGGCGGGUGUAAAAAUCUGUUAUUGGACCAGCAGAGAGAGACCUGCGAGUUCGACCCCCGCCGCUUAGCGAAAGGGGUGAAUGUAAACGGGGUUUCUUACCUAGGCGCUGGGAGGCCCCAGGAGACACUUUUCACCCAACCAGGUUUUGAGCUUUGCCAAAGGAAGCGGGUCAGUUCGAGCCGCCCCUGGAGCGCGUUGGUCGGUUCGGUUUGGUUUAAAAGAGGGGGGAAGACGCUGAAAAUCGAAGCGAAACGCUUUGUUCAGCCGGAAACCAGUUUGAUUCUGGCUCCCGGAUUCACAAAAACGACAAAUGAUUUUUCUUUGCCAGAGAACCACAAACAUCUAUAACGUGCUCAGUUCUGGGGCGCGGGUGUCCGGCUCAGAGCUGGGUAGAUCAGGUUUAGCACUUGGCAGUCGGUUUGACCCAAACCAACAUAUACGGAAGUGGAGCCGUUCACACUGCAUUUAGCACCCAGUGUAGCUAAUCCGGUUUAAAGGGCUGGGUUGCAGAUGUGUGGAUAAAAGAGGCUACAGGCUUUCAGUCCAGCUGCUGAACGGAGCAGCCCACGCCCCCAUCGCUCCGGGAGUCUCGGGGCCUGGUGGCCAGGGACCGUGCCUCAGUUUCCCUGUCUUAAAAAACAUGGUGUGAUCAGGAGCAGCGUGGAGGGGAAGGAAGGAUACCGGCCUGGUCCAGGCCAUCAGGGAAGGGGGGGAUACCGGGCUGGGGGCGUUCAGGGAGGGGCCAGGAACCAGGCCCCCUCCUUGGUCUCACCCCACCUGUAUUGUCCCCGCAGAUGAGUCCUGGCCGCAGCCGGAGGCGCCGCACCGCGCCUGGAAGAUGAUGGAGAAGCUGAGGACUCCCCCGUCCCCCUGCAGCCCCCUGCCCCCUCCGUCACCCCCUGCCAGCCACUCGCCCGCUAGCCACUCCCCAGCCCCCCCGCCCCCUACCCCGCCCCCGGCCCCCAAGGGGAGCCCGCCCCCCCCAGCCCCUGCCCCGCUGCCCCCCGACGUCCCCGUCAUCAGCCUGGGUCACAGCAAGCGCCCGCCCCACCCCGAUGUGCCCACCACCGAGCUGACGGCCCUGCACCCCAUCCCCUCCCUGGUGCAGCUCUCAGCCCUGCCCCCUGCACCCACCCCGGCCCCCCUGCCGCUCGCCGGCCUGCAGAGCCCGCUCCUGCCCCCGCAGUACCACCCCCACCACUUCCUCAACAGCGUCUACAUUGGCACCUCCGGCUCCCUCAGCCUCUUCCCCAGCAGCCGCCUCAGGCGCCGGCCCAGCCACCUGGAGCACGAGCUCAUGGAUGGGCACCAGCCCCACAAGGUCGCCCGCCGCGUGUUCACCAACAGCCGGGAGCGCUGGCGGCAGCAGAACGUGAACGGGGCCUUCGCGGAGCUGCGGAAGCUGAUUCCGACCCACCCCCCCGACAAGAAACUGAGCAAGAACGAGAUCCUGCGCCUGGCCAUGAAAUACAUCAACUUCCUGGGGCAGCUGCUGCGGGACCAGGCCUCGGACCUGGCCCCGGCCCCCGCCCCCGCCCCCGAGCCCGCCUCGGCCCCACGGCCCGGGCCCGGCCCCGAGCCCCCCGCCCCGCCGCCCGCCCCCCGCCCCAUCAAACGGGAGCGCAGGACUCUGCUGGGGGCCACGGCCGCGGGGGAGGCCCGGUGAUGAUUGCCCCCCCCCCGGAUUUGGGGGGUGAUUCUGGACUGGGAGGGGGCGGCCCCCCACAUUGCAAGGGGGGGCUCCGGGAUCCGCCCGCCCCGCUGUGUCGAAGGAGGCUGGGACCUUGGCGGAGUCGCCCAUGUGAUGAAGUUCGUCCGGUCUCAGCUGCUCCUGGCCCCCGAGGAGACGUGUCGGCGCUGGGUGGGAAACGGUAGGGGGGCUGAGGUGAAGGGAGGAGCGCCCCAGCUAGCCCCAGAGACCCCCCACAUGCCCCCCAUUGGCAAAGAGCCCCCCCAUCCUGAAGUGGACUGGUCUGUGUUUUAACCCCUUCGGGGUGCGGCUAAGCCCCCCCCCCGUGCCCAGAGGGCGCAGGAGCGAGCAGCGCUGGGGUGGGAGACACCCCCCCCGAGGACUUUGGGGUGCCCCCUGCCCCGUGUCUGGGGGGGGUCCUGCCCUGCUCUGGGGGAGGGGAGUCGGGAGGUUUUUAAUUUAACCCUGUCGGGGCUGUAGCCACGCGGCCCGCGAAAGAAACACGAAGUGCGCACA
Molecule: messenger RNA, 2453 nt
Organism: Gopherus flavomarginatus (Mexican gopher tortoise)
Lineage: Eukaryota; Metazoa; Chordata; Testudines; Testudinidae
Gene: LYL1
Product: LYL1 basic helix-loop-helix family member
Exons: 3
Coding region: 1086-1913 (275 amino acids)
Biological process (GO): regulation of transcription by RNA polymerase II
Molecular function (GO): protein dimerization activity; DNA-binding transcription factor activity, RNA polymerase II-specific; RNA polymerase II cis-regulatory region sequence-specific DNA binding
Source: RefSeq, a predicted model, not a curated record